AUGGGUGAGCAUCGGCCGACGCUGGUCAGGCCGCCGCCGCUGGACGAGUCCAAGGCCCCCAUCGAGAAUGCCCUGGAGCUAACCGAGCUGAGCAUCAUCGGACCCGACCUCUUCACCAAUACGCGCGAGCUCUGGCAUCCUCCCGGCGCGCGGGGAAUCUAUGGAGGUGCCGUGAUCGCGCAGACAUUGGCUGCAGCACAGCGCACAGUACCCCAUGACUUCGUCGUACAUUCAUACCACUGCUUCUUCGUGCUCGCGGGAGACUCGAGCGUGCCGAUCCUGUACCAUGUCGAGCGCGUGCGUGAGGGUCGGUCAUUCUGCACGCGGACGGUGCAGGCACGACAGCGCGGGCACGCCAUCUUCACGGUGACGUGCUCGUUCGUGCGCGAAGGGAGCGGCGGCGCCGAGGCUGUAACGCACGCGGCGUCGCCGUCGUUAGCGGUUGCCGCCCGGCUACUGCGCGACCCGCCGCCCGACGACUACGAGGAUCCGCGGUUCCUGCGCGACGGCCACGCCGCCGACGACCCCUUCCAGACGUGCCGGCGGCGACCUAACGAUGGCGAAGAGGCGGAGGAGGAGGCCCGCCGCCCACCGGAGCAGAAGCGCGUGUGGCAGUGGGUGCGCGCGCGGGGUCGGAUCAGCGAUGAGGGGGGCCUCGCAGCACACCUGAGCGCGCUCGCCUACGUUAGCGACUCGUACUUCAUCGGCACGGUCAGUCGCAUCCACCGGCUCUGGCGCUACCCAGUACCCCUCGAGGACGUCACACGCCUUGACCCGGAGGUGCGGGAGCACCUGCGAGAACUGAACGACUGGGAGGGGUACGGCAAGCUCGAGGAGUACAAGGAUCGGCCGGAAGUGGGGAUGAUGGUUUCUCUAGAUCACUCAAUUUACUUCCACAACCCGAGGAAGGUGCGGGCGGACGAGUGGAUGUUCACCGAGAUGGAGAGCCCGUGGGCGGGCGACGGCCGCGGCGUUGUCACGCAGAAGAUAUACAGCAAGGACGGCACUCUGCUGGCCACUGCUUUCCAAGAGGGCGUCGUACGAUUAAAACAGAAGGGAGAGAAGAAGGGCGAGGAUGGUAAGAAGGGGGGGAGGCCGAAGAAGGAGGAGGAGCAGGAAGAAAAAGUAAAGGCCAAGUUAUAA
Messenger RNA from Durotheca rogersii, 1143 nucleotides. RefSeq names its product Thioesterase/thiol ester dehydrase-isomerase. The record is from RefSeq and is a predicted model, not a curated record. Lineage: Eukaryota; Fungi; Ascomycota; Sordariomycetes; Xylariales; Xylariaceae. Bases 1 to 1143 code for a protein of 380 amino acids. Gene Ontology annotation, cellular component: peroxisomal matrix. Gene Ontology annotation, molecular function: fatty acyl-CoA hydrolase activity. The transcript has 5 exons. Gene Ontology annotation, biological process: fatty acid catabolic process; acyl-CoA metabolic process.